UAGGACCGACUCAACUGCGCGGUCGCAUUCCGCCCCGACUUCCCCUCUGCCAGCGGCCUGGUGGUUUGAGAUGAGUAGAAGAUGUCGGUGUCGGGGCUGAAGGCCGAACUGAAGUUUUUGGAGUCAAUUUUUGACCCAAACCACGAACGAUUCAGAAUAAUAGACUGGAAACCAGAUGAACUCAGUUGCCAAUUCAAUGUAACAGGAGAGAAGCUGCUGAUCAUUCACUGCAACAUCACGGAAUCCUAUCCCUCAACACCCCCAAUAUGGUUUGUUGACUCUGAUGAUCCUAGUCUGGCUGAAGUGUUGGAGCGCUUAGAGGAAGUGAGAAAAGGCAGUACAUUGCUUCUUCAGCAGCUGAAGCGGCUCAUUUGUGAUCUCUGUCGUCUGUACAACCUGCCACAACAUCCAGAUGUAGAAAUGCUCGACCAGCCUCUACCUACUGGUCCAAUUACCCAAGAGCGAAAGCACGGGCCAUCAGAUGAGGUGACAUCUGAAGAGGAGGAGGAGGAAGAAAUGGGAGAGCAGGACAUUGACUUGGACCAAGACCUGGACCAUUAUGACAUGAAAGAAGAGGAGCCAGUAGAUGGAAAAAAAUCUGAAGAUGAUGGGAUAGAAAAAGAAAACCUGGCCAUCUUGGAGAAGAUUCGUAAAAACCAGAGACAGGAUCACUUGAAUGGUGCAGUCUCUGGCUCGGUGCAAGCCUCAGACCGCCUAAUGAAGGAACUCAGGGAGAUCUACAGAUCGCAGAGUUACAAGACAGGUAUUUAUUCAGUCGAACUAGUCAAUGACAGCCUUUAUGAAUGGCACGUCAAGUUAAGGACGGUAGACCCAGAUAGUCCAUUACAUAGUGACUUGCAGGUCUUAAAAGAAAAGGAAGGAGUGGACUACAUUCUGCUCAAUUUCUCUUAUAAAGAUAAUUUUCCUUUUGACCCACCUUUUGUACGGGUUGUCUCACCUGUGCUCUCCGGAGGGUAUGUUCUAGGAGGAGGGGCCUUGUGCAUGGAACUUCUCACAAAACAGGGCUGGAGCAGUGCCUAUUCCAUAGAAUCUGUCAUUAUGCAGAUAAAUGCAACUCUGGUGAAAGGAAAAGCCAGGGUGCAGUUUGGAGCCAAUAAGAACCAGUACAAUCUUGCCAGAGCACAACAGUCAUACAAAUCCCUUGUGCAGAUUCAUGAAAAGAACGGCUGGUACACACCACCUAAAGAGGACGGAUAAGGAGCUACUACCACUAUGCACAGGGAACAUGUCUUUGGGUCAAAGUAUCUUGUUUUCUUUGGAAUAUUUUCCCCCUUCUGACUUACUGGGGAUAUAUCAUCUUUUAUCGCGGAAACCAUCUCGUUGGCUCAUCUGACAAGUAUUCCUUCGCCCCACUCCGGGAAAAAGACUUUAUUCUGGUGUCACUUUGCUUCUCCCCUCAGUGUUUUAGUGAGGAGGAUGAUGUGAGGGUAUCACUAGUCCUGUUUUCUAAAUAUGCUCAUUUGUCUUUAAAAAAAAAAAACUUUUCUCCCUUUAAAUGUGGGGAAAUGCUUUUUCUUUCGCUGCUUGGACAAACUGGGCUUCACAAACAGUCAGUUACACCUCUUUAAAUGGGAAUUUUAAAAGAAGAUUGAUACUGAAGCUCUUGAAGUGGCACCUCACUGCACCUGUUUUUAUUGAAUAAAUUUCUCCUUUUUUUUUUUUUUUUGGAAAUUAAGUGGUACAUGAAUGCAAAUAUUGUUUUAGAAAUAUUAUUUGGCAAUUGUUUUUAUUAUUGGAGCAUCCUAGACAAUAAACGAGCCAAUUUUCAUGUUUUAGGAGCGUAUCUUUAAAUUGAAAUGACCUAUCGCUUGGUAUCUUUUAGCUCUUAUUUUUUAAAAUGUGUGAAGAAUACUGGGCCAAAAGGCUGCAGUCUUGUUGAACUAAGAUCAACUGUUGUCGUUGAACAAAUCCACCAGUCAUUAAUAUGAAGAUAGGGCCAGUGGGUUCGAAAUAUCUCCGAAUCUGCAUAAUAUAUAUCUUGGAAAGAGGUUACGUAGAUAUAUUUUCACCAGACGAUGAUAAGAUGAGCAUCAUGGCAUCAUUUUGUAAGUUCCAGCAAGCCUAACUUUGCAGCCGAGAAGCUCUUUUUGCCUUAUUUCUGUUAACACAGCAGCCCCCGCAAGUGCUCGGUUUGGCUAUUGGCCUUUCUCUUUGAUUAUCGCUGUAGAGGUUGAUGGCUAGUUUGAUGCUGAAAAUGAAGGCCCGUGUGCACAACAUUAACAGCAUGUUGCACAGGGGCUUCGUCUUAGCUGCUGUUGUGAAAGAUAUUUGGAUUUGAUUACAGUCACUUUGUACCGCAGAACCGUGCCGGGUUGGGCUUUACAGAGGGAAUAAAUGAAGGCUGUUUGGAUGUGGGAUUAUUCAACAUUCUGCCCGGUUUUGCAGCAAAUUUGUCAUAUUUCCCUGACGUACAUGGAUUGUAAUGGUAUGCCCCUGCCCAGUUCAGAUUUGAAAUUGUCACCUUGUUGCACGACAUUCUUUGCAGCUGGAUUUACACCACCACCACUGCUGCCUCAGUUUUCUCAGUCAGCAGCUACACUUCCAUCAUUUGCAGGGCUUCCUUCGCCACCAUAUCAUUAUCAUGGUUGUGUUUUGGUGUCUCUUUUGGUGUGUAACAAAAAGGAUCAUUCAUCGUGCAGUGAAAACUCACCUGAAACUCUGUUUGAAACUUAUGUUUUAACUUUGACCUUGCAAUAUACUGUACUGUAGUACACCAUCAGUACUGCUGUUCCCCAUACUAUAAGGACACACACUGUAUCUAUCAAUCAGUUUGCUCUUUUGCAGUUUAUUUGUUAACACUGUCUGCAAAAGUAUGUUCGAAUGGCUUCGAAUUGCAACUCAGGUAACAAACAAUCCUUAGGAGGGGAAUCUGUACACGUUGAGUUAUGGGUUAUUUUCUUGGAUUAGUAAAUGCUCUGUUCAGCUAAUGUUUAGGUUCACUCACAAUCUGAUCUGAUGUCAAAAACAGGAAAUAUAAUCAGCUUUACAAUAAUAUGGGUCACAUGUUUCAAGCAAUGUUAGAGGAAGGACAUCUACUGAAAAAUUGUAGGACAUGGUGACCCCCCCCCCCCCCCCCCCCCCCCCCCCCGCUCCACAAUGGCUCAUCAGUACCCACUGAAGUCUUUUUUCUUUUUUUUCCUCCCAAGUACUGAAAUAGAUUUGAUUUCAAUGUGUGAUCUUUGAAUAUUCCUGAUAAAAAUGUUUGCACAAAUGGCAUCAAUGUGCCUGUAGAAGUCAGUUACAACAACAAGCACGUUCUGAGCUAAAUAUUUAAAAAUCAGGAAAAUCUUUUUGGGUUUUUUUUCCCUUUCCAGCACCUUUCUCCACAUCCUGUUGUUACAUGUCUGAUAUAUGUGAGGGGUGACAAGUCAUCGGGUAUUGUAAAGAAGUUUCCUCACCACUAAAAGGGCCUGUGUUCUCUGGCAGCACAGAAAAGUUGCACCAUCAACUUCUUUUAAAGGCAUAAUUACAACCACCCCUGCUACAAAGUCUUUAUCCACCCGAGUGAUCUCCUUCCUCCAAAAUGCCAAAACUCUGGUCAGAGGGAAUACUGAGAGAUGAUUCAAGUUUGAUAGUCAUGCCGUGGUGAAUAGACUUGCACGCUUCUCUAAUUGGACUGAGCGUUGAAAAGGAUUCAUUUAUCUCAAUCGUCAGUUCGCUUUCUGGCGCCAACAAACAGAUGACAGAAUCUGGCACCGUUGGCUCGCUUUGGUUUUCUGGUUAUUUUUCAUUUUCCAUUUGAAGAAAUUUUGACCAUGUACAGUAAUUUGUAAACUUGCAUCAAGUUUAUGAAUAAAGAAUUUUAAGAUUA
This is a messenger RNA of Toxotes jaculatrix (banded archerfish), 3832 nucleotides long. RefSeq names its product ubiquitin-conjugating enzyme E2 Q2-like. NCBI's taxonomy places the organism in Eukaryota, Metazoa, Chordata, Actinopteri, Toxotidae. The record is from RefSeq and is a predicted model, not a curated record. The transcript is spliced from 13 exons. Bases 82 to 1218 code for a protein of 378 amino acids.